Molecule: messenger RNA, 772 nt
Organism: Capsella rubella
Lineage: Eukaryota; Viridiplantae; Streptophyta; Magnoliopsida; Brassicales; Brassicaceae
Product: ethylene-responsive transcription factor ERF027
Exons: 1
Coding region: 62-649 (195 amino acids)
Biological process (GO): regulation of DNA-templated transcription
Molecular function (GO): DNA-binding transcription factor activity; DNA binding
Source: RefSeq, a predicted model, not a curated record
GUGAAACCUUUUUAUCUCGUUUGCUAGCUACUAUACACUACCAAAUAGUACGAACAACUCAAUGUCUUCUGCCGGCUUAGCAAGCCGGAAAAAGGAUCCGGUGUACAGAGGAAUCAGGUGCCGAAGUGGGAAAUGGGUUUCCGAGAUUCGUGAGCCGAGGAAAACCACUAGAAUCUGGCUUGGAACUUAUCCCACGGCAGAGAUGGCAGCCGCGGCCUACGACGUGGCUGCUAUGGCUCUUAAAGGAAGAGAAGCCGUCUUGAACUUCCCGGAAUCAGCCAUGUCAUACCCGGUUCCCGUAUCAACAUCUGCAGCGGAUAUACGAACCGCUGCGGCCGCUGCAGCAUCAGUGAAGGGAUGUACUGAGUACGGGGAGGAGGUGGAGAAAGAGUCAAAGAAGAAGAAGAAGAAGAAGACUAGUAGUAGUAGCUUGAAGUCGAGAGCGAGUGAAUGCCACGUAGAUAAUGAUGUGGCGUCUUCGUCGUGGUGUGGGACAGAGUUUAUGGACGAAGACGAAGUCUUGAAUAUGCCUAACUUGCUGGCUAAUAUGGCGGAAGGGAUGAUGCUUGCACCACCGUCGUGGAUGGAUUCUCGGCCGUCCGAUGACUCUCCGGAGAAUUCAAAUGAUGAGGACUUGUGGGGCUAUUGACCUGUUUUGUGUUGUCCACUUAUUAUAUAUGUAAUCAUAUAUAUUGUUCUUUUAUUUGUUUUUUUCUCAUCAUAUCACUUAUAUGAUGAUAAUAUCAAAUCAUAUGUUUUAAUUAUUUAAGGG